GUUUGCGUUCUUUCCCAUCUUGUAUAAAUACCCCAACGCAAUCCGCCCAAAAUCAGAGCACCAAACAUGGGAAGCGUAGAGAUAGAUAAAGAGCGAUUAACGGCCGAGAUGGCCUUCAAGGACCCAUCUUCCGUUGUCAUCAAAAUCCGGCGCAGACUGCCGGAUUUUCUCCAAUCUGUGAAGUUGAAGUACGUGAGAUUGGGAUAUCGUUACACGCCCAAACACGCCCUCUAUCUAGCAAUAUCCGUUUUUAUCCUCACAGUAGCUGUAACUGUACAGCUGACCGGACUCCGGUUCAGGAAUUUAUCGGACGUAUGCAGUCAAUUCUCCUUAGACCGGGCCACCGGUUUGGCCGCUUCGUCCAUUGCAGUCUUCCUACUCACCGUCUACUGGUUCAAACGCCCGCCGCCCGUCUACCUUGUCGACUUCGCAUGCUUCAAGCCGGAGGACGAGCGUAAGAUCUCGAACGAUAGUUUCUUGGAGAUGACGGAAACCAACGGCGGCUUCGAAGAGGAGACGAUCGAGUUCCAGAAGCGGAUUUCCCGACGGUCCGGUCUCGGAGACGAGACCUACUUGCCGCGUGCGAUCACAUCCCGACCGCCGAACCUCUGCAUGAAGGAGGCCCGGCUCGAGGCGGAGGCAGUGAUGUUCGGCGCGCUUGACGCGCUCUUUGGCAAGACCGGCGUCCGCCCGAGGGACGUCGGAAUCUUGAUCGUCAACUGCAGCUUGUUCAAUCCCACGCCGUCUCUCUCGUCGAUGAUCGUGAACCAUUACAAGAUGCGCAGCGAUAUCAAGAGCUUCAACCUCGGCGGUAUGGGCUGCAGCGCUGGCCUGAUUUCGAUCGACCUCGCCAAAGAUCUCCUCCGUGCAAACCCGAAUUCGUACGCGGUCGUUGUCAGUACCGAGAACAUCACUCUCAAUUGGUACUUUGGCAAUGACCGUUCAAUGCUCCUCUGCAAUUGCAUCUUCCGGAUGGGUUGUGCGGCGGUACUCCUCUCGAACAAGAGAAAGGACCGCAAGCGAUCCAAGUAUCAGCUCAUCCACACCGUCAGAACGCACAAGGGCGCCGAUGAUAACAGCUACAAUUGCGUGUACCAGAAGGAGGACGGUGCGGGGAAUGUCGGUGUCUCACUGGCGAGAGAGCUGAUGGCGGUGGCGGGAGACGCUCUCAAGACCAACAUCACCACCCUCGGCCCUCUGGUGCUGCCAUUGACAGAGCAAUUCAAGUUCCUGUUCACGCUGGCUAGGAGAAAGUUCCUACGGACGAGAUUGAAGCCGUACAUUCCGAAUUUCAAGCUGGCGUUCGAGCACUUCUGUAUUCACGCUGGUGGGCGGGCCGUGCUGGACGAGCUGCAGAAGAAUCUGCAGCUGAGCGAGUGGCACAUGGAGCCGUCGCGGAUGACUCUGCACCGGUUCGGGAACACGUCGAGCAGCUCGCUCUGGUACGAGCUGGCUUACACGGAGGCGAAGGGACGCGUGGCGAGAGGUGAUAGGGUGUGGCAGAUCGCAUUCGGGUCGGGUUUUAAGUGUAACAGCGCCGUUUGGAAGGCGCUGCGGGGAAUAUCGGUGGAAGGAGGAGAGUGGCGGGCUAACCCAUGGCUCGACUGCGUUGAUAGCUACCCUGUCAAGGUGCCUAUGGCUUGAUUAUGCCAUGUGUUAGGGAUGAUUGGCUCGAUCCCCAUGGCCCAUCUGACGUGGGAUUGUAACAGUUGGAAGAUUUUUUUUUCUUUUCUUUUCUUCUUCUUCUUCUUCUUCUUGGUCUUCUUCUUCUUUUGAUUUUUUUCUUGGGGAGAAAAGCGUUCGUUGCUCGGGUAAAGUGUGAUGGAUGAUACGCGGGGAGAUAUUACUUGGUUUAUACGUGGCGUGUCGAAUUUGUCCAGUUUAGGCAGAUAUUACAUGAAUCAACAGUUUGUCGUGUUUGAUCA
This is a messenger RNA of Magnolia sinica, 1925 nucleotides long. Its product is annotated as 3-ketoacyl-CoA synthase 1-like. The transcript has a single exon. Gene Ontology annotation, molecular function: acyltransferase activity, transferring groups other than amino-acyl groups. Gene Ontology annotation, cellular component: membrane. The record is from RefSeq and is a predicted model, not a curated record. The coding region runs from base 67 to 1644 and encodes 525 amino acids. Gene Ontology annotation, biological process: fatty acid biosynthetic process. Lineage: Eukaryota; Viridiplantae; Streptophyta; Magnoliopsida; Magnoliales; Magnoliaceae.